AUGCCUAUGCACGCUCUCUUUAAGACACUUAUAGGAAAAAGAGUAAGAAUAGAGCUUAAGAACUCCCUAAACAUCGCAGGAGAGCUCUCUGACAUAGACACGUUUUUCAACUUCAAGCUAGCCAAUAUAGAAAUAGAGACAAAUCCGUUAAAUGUAUCGCUGCUAUUCAAAAAAGCCAAGAACAUGUUCAUCAGAGGGUCUUCUGUGAAGCUCAUAUGGAUCAGCGAGGAAAAUGUAAAUAUACAUAAGCUUGAAGAUGCCACAAGAAAAGGCAUGCUGUUUAAAAAGCUCCUGUUAUCGGAAAGAGAAAAAGAAGAAGCCUCCGUGCAGUAG
Messenger RNA from Nematocida minor, 333 nucleotides. RefSeq names its product U6 snRNA-associated Sm-like protein LSm2. NCBI's taxonomy places the organism in Eukaryota, Fungi, Microsporidia. Gene Ontology annotation, biological process: mRNA splicing, via spliceosome. Gene Ontology annotation, cellular component: catalytic step 2 spliceosome; U4/U6 x U5 tri-snRNP complex; precatalytic spliceosome. The record is from RefSeq and is a predicted model, not a curated record. The transcript has a single exon. The coding region runs from base 1 to 333 and encodes 110 amino acids. Gene Ontology annotation, molecular function: RNA binding.